CGCACGCGACUGCAGCCGGCUGUGCUCCGCAGACAGCCGGUGUGCAGCAGCAGCAACAGCAGCAGCAGACUGACUGUCUUCAGUCCUGAUCAACAUGGAAACCGGCGCUCAGAUAGUUUGCUGAAAGAUUCAGAGACUCUUUCUGUGCGUCCGGCCGGAGUUUACAGAGAAGCAGCCGAUCACAGAAACACCAGUUUGAACCUAGAAGCAUGCUAGCUGCGGGCUGAAGCUACACGUGGUAACUUUCAGCUCUUUUCAGGGUAGUUCUGGUAAAAACGGGCUACGGUAGAGGAACAAGUUGGAAAUGUCUCGAUACCAGAAGAAAAACGGGAUACCGGACAGGUGGCUGGACUACAAAGCUGUUGGGAAAAGACUUCACGGGACGCGUUUCAUUGCCUUCAAAGUGCCGCUGAAACAGUCUUUGAACCGCCAGCUCCCGUGUUCUGAUGUCUUUGGUCCCUGGGAGCUGCGGGACACUUUGAACAAAGAAAACUUAGACCUGGGUUUGAUCGUUGACCUGACCUUCACCACGCGCUACUACAACCUACAGGACUUACCGGAGUCGCUGCUGUUUGUGAAGAUCUUCACAGCUGGUCAUGAGGUUCCCAGCGACGAUACGAUCCUCCGCUUCAAACGUGUCGUACGCAAGUUUCUACGAGACAACGCAGAUAACGACAAGCUGAUCGGAGUCCACUGUACCCACGGUCUGAAUCGCACCGGCUAUCUGAUCUGCAGGUAUCUGAUCGAUGUCGAUGGGAUGGAUCCUAAAGAGGCUGUAGAGUUGUUUAACUCCUCGCGGGGCCAUGCCAUAGAAAGACAGAACUACCUAGAAGAUCUACGGUGUGGACCGAAGAGGAGUAACGACGGGAUGGAGGAGUCUGAGCAGGAGCCAAUGAGAGGCCGCGCUACACAUCGGCCGUUAGACUCUGACGGCAGAGACGAGAGACGACCACACUUUAAUGACCCCUGGUACCACAGGUCUUUCCCUCCAAGAGAAGAAAACCCUCGCUCACAUCGCCAUCACCAUCCACACGACGGCAUUCUUCCCAGUCCGCCAUUGUUGCCCCCACCUCCUUUCUACCCUCCCACGGGAGCCCCUUACUCCCCGCAUCGAUGGACGCCCCCUCAUCCUGACAGUCAGUGGAGGAGACCCCACCGCUCAGAGGAGAGCAGGUCCAGACAUCCUCCAGCAGAGCGGGACUGGAAUCCAUCUUCUCGCUGGCAGGAGGACAGAAGGAGAGCUGCUCCCCCUCGUCUUCCUCCUCCCCUCCCCCGCUACUCCCCACGCUGGACCAAUGAGUCAAACGGCCUCCGAGACGGACCUGAGGAUGAGUGGGCCGCUCCCAAAAUGAGACAUCAACACAGAUAUUCACACAGAAACAGAGCCGACACUUAUGACAACUACUAGUCUGAUCUGCGUUUGACAGAAACCAGGACACUGAAAUACUCUCCAGCCACGGCGUGAUGACGGCCGAUCAUAACACGCUUCUUUAUGGGCCUGACGGAGUGAAAUUAUACAUUAAAUUCAGCUUUUUUUUUUUGAAUCUGAAAACUGAUUUGAGAAAAUGAAAAGUCUCAGAUGGUAACAAAUCAGUAAAGAUCAGCGUACAACAGAUUCACGUAGCAGCUUCUCAGUUUAAGCCGGCGCCGACGUCGCUUUCACCGGUUAAAACAAACGCCGCCCGCAAUAACUUUCGUUUCGUGAGUUUCUUGAUGACGAGCUAAAAUAAAAAUUGGCUGUUGUCUGGUUUACAUUCAGCCAGAGAUCGUUAAUGAGGUAAAAGGAGGUUCGCUCCGUAACGCACAUCUGCAAGUGUUUCACAGAGUGAGACGUCUUCUCUCUCUAGCUGAUCUCGCUUCAGUUUCUCACGUUAAACUUUAAAUUAGCUUCGGUGUUUGGAUCAAACAGCUCGUGAGGAAGUUAUUUAGAGAUCAGCUGUCGCAUAUUAAUGUUAGUUCGACGGAACAAAAGUAAAUUAAGUUUGUGUCUGAACUCGACCAAAGAUCCUCUGUGAGAGAAGAAGCUCCACUCUGGACAACCGGAGUGUUUCUGUAGUUCCAAUAUCUCUCUCUCUCUCUCUCUCGCGCUCUCGCUCUCUCGCUCUCUCUCUCUCGCUGAUCUGACAUCCUCCACUUAAUCUUUCAUUCUUAUCAGAUCAGUAAUUUAAGCUUAUGGACGUAAUAUUUUUGAAUCUGGACCUUCAGUAUUUGGAUCGAGUAGUUUGUGAAAAAUAAAGCGUGUCAGAUUUAGGAUAUUUAAAUGUGUCAGACACAUAUUUAAGCAUCAUGUAGAUAAAUCUAGCGUCCAGCUGAAGCUAACGAGCCAAGAAGUACGGCAGACAGUUGAGACGUCAACGUGCCUUUUUCAUCAAGUCAGUCGAAUGUUGAUCCCUCUGUGCUGAGGAGAAGAACUGUUGACACGUUUCCCUGCUUUAUAUUUCAAGUAUACAUUUUGUAGCAUGAUUUGAUCGCCCUCCGUGCACACAGUUAGGGCUUCAACUAACGAAUAUUUUUACUGUUGAUUAAUCUGGAUGUUAUUUUCUCGAUUAAGCGAUUAGUUGCCUGAUCUAUAAAACAUCUGAAAAUGUUCAUCACAGUUUCCCGGAACAAGAGAUGAGGCGUUCAAAUGUACCAUUAAAAAAAUGUUGGCGUGUAGAACCAGUGAAAUUUAGACUUGUGUUUUGAAAUUGACUUUUAAUAAUUGAUCGAUCGUUGUAACUGAUCAUUUUCUGCUGAUUGACUAAUCGUUUCAGCUCUACAGGCGGCCCAUCAAGGGGUGAAACGAUCGGUCGAUUGACAGAAAAAUAAUCUGCAACUAUUUUGAUAAUAAUUUUAAUACUUUUUUCAAACAAAAGACGGUGGAAAACUGUCACUCGUUCUUUGGCAUAUUAAUCUAUAAUGAAAAUAAUCAGUUGUUGGAGCCCUAAACUCUACAAACUGGUGGCUACUCAUUGACAAGGAUAUGAUCCCUCACCGGCUUCCCACCCACAGUGUUAAAACUGGGAUUUCACUACCAGGAGUUGAACUUGUGUGUGUGCGUCACCCUGCCGCUGGUGUCAGACUGUUUUAAUGGACAUGUUGUGUGUUUUUGUUUUCUACCAUGUGGACUUUCGGUCAGGUGUGACCUGGUUUAACUGUGGCCCCGUAGAGCGAGAUUAAAGUAAAUGGAAACCGUCUCUGACGUCUCUGCUGAUUUCAUCACCAUGUUGGAAAUGAAAAUACAAAAAGGAUGUUGAGAAGACUUAGAUCAGUAGUAGUCGGGGCUCACAUGAACAUCCAAACAGGUUCUGCUUGCUGUCAUCUUUCCACCUGGUCACACUGGAUUCCUUCGAGAUGUAAGUGAUGGGGGGACGAGAUUCAGAGGCCGGUUGGUUCACAUUUGUGGUUCAGACUUGAACGUCUCAGCAGCUGUUGGAUGGAUUGUGAUGAAAUCUGGUUCAUCCACACAGGAUUUACUGUGAUAACAUGUCAGUCCUCUGAAUUUUCAUCUAGCGCCAUCAUCAGGUCAACAUGUUACAAAACACUUUGAUUUAUGACCAAAUAACUGUAGAACUGAUGACAUUCCCAUCAGCCUCAGCUGCACGCUGUCUUUACUGGAGACUGUCCUCACCAGAAAAACAACAUGUGUCCGUGGUCGGCGUUGGGCGGCCUGCGGGCCAAAACUGACUUUGAUGCCAGCAAAAAUAAAUAGUGGCUGGGGCUGAAAUAUGUAGAUCUCAGUCAUGACAGCAACAGUUA
Messenger RNA from Micropterus salmoides (largemouth bass), 3738 nucleotides. Its product is annotated as RNA/RNP complex-1-interacting phosphatase-like. NCBI's taxonomy places the organism in Eukaryota, Metazoa, Chordata, Actinopteri, Centrarchiformes, Centrarchidae. The record is from RefSeq and is a predicted model, not a curated record. Bases 305 to 1408 code for a protein of 367 amino acids. The transcript is spliced from 9 exons. Gene Ontology annotation, biological process: protein dephosphorylation. Gene Ontology annotation, molecular function: protein tyrosine/serine/threonine phosphatase activity; polynucleotide 5'-phosphatase activity.